CUAUUCAAUUUAUUCGCAUUUAUAGGGACUCUCAUCGUUGUGGUUUUUGGAGGUCUUCUUGAAGAACAUCGGACCACAUCGUCCUCAGAUUUUAAUUUUUGAUGGCCACGAUUCGCACCACCACAUCGAGCUUAUUGAAUCGGCUCGUGAAAACAAUAUAGUUUUGAUGGAGAUGCCGUCACACUGUUCUCACUGGCUCCAACCCUUAGACAGAACUGUAUUUGGGCCUUUCAAAAAAUCUUGGAAAGAGACCACCACCUCAUUCCUGGCUCAGACAGCAUGCCCUGUCACCCAUGCCAACUUUUUUCGGCUUGUAACGAAAGCCUGGAAUCAGCUUAAACCAGAAUACUUGGUGAACGGUUUUCGGGCAACCGGGAUUUACCCCUGUGAUGGAACCGUUAUCCCUAAAGAGGCAUUUCUUCCAUCAUCAGUGUAUGCAGAUGAAAUGGAGAACCAGACACCCAAGCCAUGCACACCCGAGCCAUGCACUCCCAAGCCAUGUACACCUGAGCCAUGCACUCAUACAGAGCCAUUCAGUGACGUACGCGUGUCCGACAACACCGUGUCGUUAACGUUACAGGAACUGCCACAGCUGCAUUAUGAUGAAAGGACAGAGGGUACCCUUGUCGAUUUGGGGAUCUCCAUAACAGACAGUGGGGUAGUGGUGUCAUCAGUGCCAUUAGACGGCAGUCUCGACAGGGACAUGGCAGAUAUUGCGGACAAUAUCGGGGCGUCACCACCGGAUCCCUUGCUAAACGCGUCCUCAUCCGACACGUGUCCCCCGGAGCUGGCAUUAGCUGCCAUUGAAUGCAGUAUAAGUCAGGCAAAAAAAGCCCAGUAUGAAAAAGCUCUCUCUGCUGGUAUUGAUGUGGCUGGUGACCGUACGUUCCAGGCUUGGAAGACGUAUAAAGUUAAAAUGUGUCCACAGAUCACACAGUCUUCAGAUUCGUGGCUCCUGGAGGUGCCAUCUGUACCGCUACAUAAGAAACCAACAACCACAACAAAAGGCGGUUACUUUGUAAUAUCAUGCGACAAGGCAUUUGAAGAGAAAAAAAUCGCGGAAAACAACAAGUUGAUAAAACUAGAGGAAAAAAAAGCGCGCGCUGCCAAACGGCUUGCGGCAAAGAAAUCGACAACAGCAAAAUAAAUUAUGAAAUUGGAACCGGAUUAAAUAUG
Messenger RNA from Pecten maximus, 1176 nucleotides. RefSeq lists its product as uncharacterized. Lineage: Eukaryota; Metazoa; Mollusca; Bivalvia; Pectinida; Pectinidae. Gene Ontology annotation, molecular function: nucleic acid binding. The transcript is spliced from 4 exons. The coding region runs from base 167 to 1147 and encodes 326 amino acids. The record is from RefSeq and is a predicted model, not a curated record.